AUGAGCUAUGCUUACCCUCCCAAGCUGAAAAAAAAUUAUGGCAAGAAAAUAAAAAAGAAAUUAAAUGGUGGCAGACAUGUCCAAGAAAUAUUGCUGGGAUUUGAUCCCUUUAUGAAUCUUGUGAUAGAUGCAUUGUGGAAAUGGCAAUCAGUGGAACAGAACAAUAUUGAAAUGAUGGCAACACAAGGAAAUAGUAUUGUUGUGUUAGAAGGCUUGGAACAAGUAUAA
Messenger RNA from Marmota flaviventris (yellow-bellied marmot), 228 nucleotides. Its product is annotated as small nuclear ribonucleoprotein G-like. Lineage: Eukaryota; Metazoa; Chordata; Mammalia; Rodentia; Sciuridae. The record is from RefSeq and is a predicted model, not a curated record. Gene Ontology annotation, cellular component: P granule; precatalytic spliceosome; SMN-Sm protein complex. Gene Ontology annotation, molecular function: RNA binding. Gene Ontology annotation, biological process: mRNA splicing, via spliceosome.